AUGCACCUCAAAGUACCGAGAGACCUGCGACACACAGACUGGGGAUAUUACCAUUUGCGCCUCUUGAAACUCUCCAUUGCCUACCAUUUACCGUAUAACUCUCCCCGUCCACUGGUGUCUGUCCCAUUUCCUGGCUCUAAGCGCCCUUGCUUUCCCUUCACAGCAACCCAGAAGGGAAUGCAUUCGGAGCUGUACGGCAUUCUCGUAUCUCGGCUAUGCAUCCUCCUCCAUUCCAGGGAUGCAUUCACACCUCCCGUCAAUUCGAAGAAUAUUAUUCAUUUUGCAAUAAUUGCACCUUCAAUCAAUUGUCAUACCGUUUUCCCCGCACGACUCUUCCCUCUAGUACGAAAUGGAGAGAUAGAGCAACCCCUGCAUGGAACGGAUCUGUUUCAUGUUCAACGUAGACUUCGUGCAUCCCGGGACCGAACGAUGUAUCCUUGCGAUUUCCAUGCGAGUGGUGCGCUUCGACUAGCAUGUGGACUGCGAGUCGGCACAAUGCUCUGUGCACAUGUCAAUGAAGACGAAUUUUUCCUUGGAACAUUACGGGGUCGGCGGCUCGAUUACGAGUAA
This is a messenger RNA of Guyanagaster necrorhizus, 570 nucleotides long. RefSeq lists its product as uncharacterized. Bases 1 to 570 code for a protein of 189 amino acids. The transcript has 5 exons. The record is from RefSeq and is a predicted model, not a curated record. Lineage: Eukaryota; Fungi; Basidiomycota; Agaricomycetes; Agaricales; Physalacriaceae.